AUGCUACAUACGCAUUUACUUAAUGAGGCACAAUCAAGUGGAAUACUCCAUCGUAACAUUGAUGACGAGGAUGAUUUACCAACACCAGUGGAUGAUAUGGAUGGUACAUUUGUUGAUCAAAAAGAUGAUACGAUUGAUCUUGUUGAUAGCGACGUAAUUCCACUUAUUGAAAAGUUAACGGACGGUGUUGUUUCUAAUGCUAUAGUUGUUGCACCAUGUGAUAAUUACACGCCUUUAUCAAUACAAGAAUAUUAUAUGGAUUUUAGUACAACAUUAUCAUCAACGUCUGGUCAAGUGUCUGAUGCUGAAACAUUAGCAGCUGGUUCAAAAUUUUGUUUACAGUUUACAUUAAGUGCAAGGAUAGCUGCACAAUCGACAAAUUGUGGUUCAGUCGGUAAACGACGACGUAAAAAAUGUAGCAAAGGAAGUAGGUGUUGGGGUGGUGUGACUUGGCCAACAGCAACACUGGCUUCGGCAGUCACAAUGCCAACAAAAUUAACAACCACUAUUUCUAGUUGUGCGAUCGUUCAAGUACCAGUUAAUGUUAUGACGGCAAUAAAUAUAUCUGUGCUUGAUGCAAUUAAUGAUUAUUUAAGAUGUCGUUGGGCUAAAAAGUCACCAAAAGAUGAAUGCGGAGACGUAUGUCAUAUGGUUUCAGGUGGAACAUUAGAUAGAGAUAAUUGUAUAUUAAGUUUUAAUAGUAUUGGUAAAACAGUUGGUCAGAAUUAUGCAGUCGCUCUAAUGGUUGAAGAUUACUGGAAUGAAACAACUGAUGUUUCAUUUAGUUCUGCAUCCAUAUAA
Molecule: messenger RNA, 801 nt
Organism: Didymodactylos carnosus
Lineage: Eukaryota; Metazoa; Rotifera; Eurotatoria; Philodinida; Philodinidae
Source: the annotation of a GenBank genome assembly